Lycium ferocissimum is the source of this 1465-nucleotide messenger RNA. RefSeq lists its product as uncharacterized. NCBI's taxonomy places the organism in Eukaryota, Viridiplantae, Streptophyta, Magnoliopsida, Solanales, Solanaceae. The annotation marks the transcript as partial. The transcript is spliced from 2 exons. Gene Ontology annotation, biological process: reciprocal meiotic recombination. The record is from RefSeq and is a predicted model, not a curated record.
AGUUGGAAUCUGUAGCACCACUAGUUCACUCAUCGUAACACACGUAGUUUCCUUUUUCUUUUAUUCUCACAUGACAGCGCAACAUACCAUUUGCCAAUUUGUUCUGCUAACGUGAGCCUUCUUUCUCAUCAGCAACGCCGCCAUUGAUACAUGAGCUGGAGUUUCAUAUACAUAGGAGUAUUAUUAUUAUUUUGAAGUUAUUAUAUAGUAUUAUGGAUACAUGAGGUGAUCAAGCAUGGCGUUGCCAGCCAUACCGCGCCCCACUUUAUCCUUUUCCUCUCUUCCCCACCCAACGCAGUUCUGUUUUGUGAGGGCCGAAUGGAAGAAGAAGAGAUUAGCACUUAUGACAGCUCAUCGUGGACAUGGUCCUUCCUCAAGAAUUGUGAGGUCAGUCUUGGAUAACAGGAAAUCAAAUAUCAACGGCAAUGAAGCAACUGAGCCUGCAAGGGUUCUUCUUGAGAGGUUGUUUGCCCAGACCCAGAAACUAGAACAACAGAUUGGCAGAAAUCCUUAUCUUCCUCAGGUGGCUGAGCUGGGACUAAAUCUUGGCAAGCUGGAGUCUGAUUUGCAGGAUGCUCUUGCAACCUUGAAGAAGAAGGAAGAAGAUAUUCAAGAUACAGAGAGAAAAGUAUUGAUGGAGUACAAUGAAUUAAACCGUGCAAAGCUAGAAUUGGAGCAGCAGGAGGAAGAGAUUGCAGCUGCUAGUUCUAGGCAGGAAAAACUGGAAAAUGAGCUAAGGCAGGCUAAUCUUACCUUAGCAUCUCAAGCUGCGGAAAUUGAAGAUCUAAAGUUUCGUCUCAAGGAGAGAGAUCAGGAGAUAUCUUCUACGCGAACAGCCCUAGAUUCAAAAGCAGAUGAAAUUGAUAAAAUGACGGAUGAGUUGAAGAAUAGAAGCGAUGAAGCCGCUAACACUGAAUCAGAACUCAGAACCAAGGCUGAGCUACUUGAUACAGCAAAUGAAGUAGUUCAAAGACAGGAGGUUGAGCUACAAAAUUUCCGAAGAGAAAUUCAAGAGAAAGAGAAAGAGCUGGAAGUCUUCUUGACAAUGCAGAAAACUGAAGAAGAGAAACUUAAAGUUGCCAAAUCCAAUUUGGAGAAGCAGGCAAUGGAUUGGCUCGUAGCAAAGCAAGAAAUGAAGAAAUUGGAAGAGGAAACAUCUAAAUAUGGUGGAGAAGAAAAUAGGACCCUUGAGGAUUUCAGAAGAGUGAAAAAGCUACUUGCCGAUGUAAGGUCUGAGUUAGUCUCAUCUCAGAGAGCUUUGACAUCCUCUAGACUGAAAAUGGCAGAGCAGGAAAAUCUGUUAGAAGAGCGUCUCCAAGAGCUUGAAGAGCAAAGAAGAAGUGUUAUGUCUUACAUGACAAGUUUGAAAGAAGCUCAAAUUGAGGUAAAGAAUCAGAAAGUGAAACUCAUGUUUGCUGAGGCUCGAAACAAAGAAUUUGAAAGGAAUUUAUCCAUGGAAAAGGAG